Messenger RNA from Suillus plorans, 1932 nucleotides. RefSeq lists its product as uncharacterized. The record is from RefSeq and is a predicted model, not a curated record. The transcript is spliced from 5 exons. Bases 1 to 1932 code for a protein of 643 amino acids. NCBI's taxonomy places the organism in Eukaryota, Fungi, Basidiomycota, Agaricomycetes, Boletales, Suillaceae.
AUGGCGAUGACUAUGAUGGCCUCUUCUUCACAGUCUCUACCCCCAGCUGAAUUGCCUGUCAUUGCUGGCAAGCCAAUGGCUCGGCAUGGACCUUGUGGAUUCUUCAAGUGGUUUCCCGAACUUCUCCGCUUUCCGGAUAUCAUGUCAUGGUUGCCAGCUACAAGUCCCCACCUUUCUGGAGUAUCUCCACCUUCUGCUGUGCCUCCCAGUAUGCAGGCAUCCUCCCUUGGCCCAGGAUUUUCCGUGCUGCCAGUGUCUCAAGGGAAGAGAACCCACAAAUGCGGUCCUGAUUGUACCCGAGAUGAUUGUCGAUGUCCUAGCGCUCUCCGGUGUCCAGACUUGAAAUGUGCUACGCAUUGUGUUGAGGAUGGGGGGUGUCUGGUCCACCAGGCACCCACACUGGACCAAGACUCAUGCCGUCGUGAAGAGCUUGACCUGCCGUCACAGAUUGAUGCUGAAGGCUUUGGGUAUUAUGAACUUCACAAGGCCCUGUCGGCCUCUCUCGAGGGCCUGGAAGCACCAACACCCCUUCCAGCGCGUGUCCCAUCCAUACACGACAUUCUGACAGCUCCCCCACCCCUUACAAGUGGUUCCGUGCAACCACUCCGGCCGCAUCAUACUAUUCUGCCAAUGGCAACUCCAGUUGCAAAGAUGUCCAAGCCUCCACGUAUAACUAAGCAGCUUGACCCAAUGUGGGAGAAAGAUCUUUGCCAGUACGCACAGGAUGACAUAGAGAGCAAGCGUAUAGCUGAGCGACGGAAGGAAAUAGAACGAAAAUCUAAGCAGUGGUUCGUAUUGAACUGGUUUGAUGCAGACCAUGCUCCCGUCAAACGGCAAUGGGUUUCGGACUGCAAAUACUUUCUGUUCUAUCAGCUGGUGGAUGACGUAGAACUAGUCGCUUCUCUUGGCGACAACAUUACAAAGAUUGAGGUCUUUGAGGACCAUCUGAAGCAGUGGAUACCUGCAUCCCUUUCACACCCAUUUGUCCUGGAAUCGGAGUGUCAUGUCUUUAUCCGUCGCUUGGGUGUUACUGAGUGCCUUGACUUCGACGACCUUCACACCUUAUCAAAGGAAUCUAUGCAUCCUGCACAUCUUUGCCUCAAUAUUAAGCGAGAACGUGAUGGUGUUCGCUUGAAGCUCAAGGUGAAACGAGCACAAACACCCUCUGAACCAGAGGCUCAAUCAGACGAUGUAGAGAUCAUUGAAGAUAGUACACAAGCUACGCCGAAGCCUUCAGUCAAUGCUCUAGGCAAGCGCCGCUACCAGGGUACCCCCGAGAGCAGCCCAAUGACGAUCCUCCUACCUCCCUCCACUCGACCACGUCUGGAACUCGAUUUCGAUGCCCUCCGUGCAACCUCGUUGUCUCCAAUGCCUCCACUGACACCAUCACCAGUGGACUUAGAAUUUUCAUCAGACUCGUUGCUUUCAGCCUAUUCUCAAUCCUCGAUGUCUUCUGUUGACUCUGUCAUUUCCAUGCCACGGCCAUCCGUCAUACCUGUCCAUGUUCCGACAUACAAAAUCAAGCAAGUCUGGCCGCAUGGCAUGUAUACCUGUGAUAUGCUUGUUGGCUUUCAUCAAAUGGAUUCACCAGUCCUCCGCAAACACUACCCACAAGAUGUGCUCUUUAACCUCGUGUUUGGUGUUCCAUUCGUCCGCGCAACCUACCAUCAAAACUGCUCGGCCUGGGCUAACAGCCAGCCUCUUGCGCCUCUUGCAGCCAUCCUUCGUGGUCAUGAAUGUGCUGGACGCACCUUGGAAGGCCUCUGGACGUGCUAUUUGGCUUCGCGCCGCCAUGUGUUGGGUGAAAAGAGCAAGAAGAAUCUGGGUGUGCUGGGCGAUACCUAUGUGGUGUAUAACCCCUUUACCUCUUUUGUCUUUGUCUUUGUUGUUGUUGUUGUUGUUGUUCACUCGAGUAGAUUUGUAUUCAUGUAA